Messenger RNA from Phoenix dactylifera (date palm), 1439 nucleotides. RefSeq lists its product as uncharacterized. Lineage: Eukaryota; Viridiplantae; Streptophyta; Magnoliopsida; Arecales; Arecaceae. The record is from RefSeq and is a predicted model, not a curated record.
UCUUAGAACAAUGUAUGUGACCAGGCCUCUCUCCCAUUACUAUAACAACCCCAAUGCUGUCUUUGAUCACCCGCCAGAAGGUCCCAGUUCGGGUAUUCUCGUGAUCAAAGAUGAGGAGGCUGAGAGCGAACAAGUAUGCUGCUGGGGACUAUGCAAAGAUUCGAGGAUUUAUAGCCUCCCAUUCCCUCAAAAUACCAAGAUUAAAGUUCGAUAUACCACCACCCAACACCAUGCUGGAGGUGGCCAGAGUCAUAGUACGACCCACACCUCCAGAGAUGAUGUCUUCUUCAUUCCAGUCACAGGCCAGCCAUUAUCAUCAAAUAGGUACUAUGUCAUCAGAGAAGAUGGAAGAAACAAAGGGAAAGCUGCAACAUGUUCGAGAGAGGAGGAUAUGACCACAUGUUGUUUUUGCUCAUUUGCUAAUGAUGUCGCAUCAAGUCCUUUAGAUCACAGAAAUAUUCAUCAACAAGUGGAGAUCAUCUGUCAGAGAAAUAAGUUCCACGCCAAGGCAGUAGCUUCUGAUGGAAUUCCCCCACAAUAUCUUAGAAGGAAAGGUUGGCAGGCCUACACUUCGGAAUCAACUAAUUACCACUUACCCGAAGCUCGAGGCCUUGAUGUGUCUCUUAGGAAUAAGUUGCCUGAUCUAGACUUCCAGAUUUCUACACAACGCUCUCCUGCCAUUGUUGUGGGGAAGUGGUACUGCCCUUUUAUGUUCAUAAAGGAAGGCGACCGAUUAAAAGACCAAAUGAAAAGAUCCAUGUUCUAUAACAUGACUCUCCAGCGAUUCUGGGAGGAGAUCUAUAGCUGUGAGAAUAAUGGCAAGGAAGGAAACGCAGUGGAACUAAGUGUUGGUGUUAGAAGGCACACGGCAUUGUUGAACGGUAGUGAAAUAAUCCAAGACAGAAGAGAGGUGGUCGAUGGAAUCAUGUGGUUGAAGCCUGUCAACUCCGGAGACCAGGGUUUGGGUUUGAGUCUAGCUAUAUGGGAGAGGAUGCGGUGGGAGGAAGAAAGAGGUGGGUGGAUUGGUGGUGAAGAGAAUGUGGAAAGAGUGGAAAGGUCAGAGGUGUGUGAAGGAGAGAAUGGAUGGAAGAAGUUUGGUUGCUAUGUGUUGGUGGAAAGAUUUGUUCUGAAAAGAAUGGAUGGUACCGUAGCUUUAGCCUAUGAUUUCAAGCACACCAACAAAAUUCGAACCAAAUGGGAAUGAGAGCUGUCCAUCACCUUUAUGUAUAUUUUAUCUUAGUUAUUCAUUACCAUUUGUUUCUAGAAUGAGUGUAUAUGAGUAUUUGUAUCAUUUUAUUAGAAUUGGAGGUUUGGAACUGAAUACAUGCAUUGUAUAUUUGAUCUGAUAGCCGAAGUUUGGGUCAUGAUCAUGUUUGUGUCAAAGUUUUAAAAUCUCUAACACAUUAUAUAUUGAUCCGGAUGCCAGAUCAGCUCUGUUU